AUGGACUUCGUCUGGUCCACACUGUCCGUCGGAGCAGCCAUCGCAGCCACAAUCGUAGUCGUUGUCGCUUCCACCACAGCAGGCUCCAAGGUCGUCUCCGCACUCCUCGAGCCAUUCACCGUCUUGAUUGUAGGAGACGCCGACAAGCGUACCGAAACCCCACUCAGUGAACGGGAGCGCGAAGACAUCCAAGACCAACGAAGAACACUCAAGAUCAUGCCGACCUCGACUGUGUUGAUGCUAUGCUUUGCCGGCACAUUGGCUAUGGCUGCACAAGAGCAUGAUAUCGGAUUUUGGGAGAUCAACCUGGCGGUGGUACAAACGUGGCUCCAAGUCAUUGUAGCCUUUGGAUCUUUCCCCACACCAGAGUCGUGUCCAGAAGCAGAGAAGAAGGUGAUGACAGAUCGUUGUUAUGCAAGCUUAUCUUUCAUUGGCUCAAACGUCGAAAAGAAAGAGAGAGACAACAGAAGCGCACGCCAUGUGGUUCGCUUCUCCAACGCAGUCGCCGGUUUGUUGCUUGACUGGGUUCGACUACAUCAGGACAAUCCUUACCCGAAUGCUGUGGAAAAAGCGACAUUACAAGAAUUGACAGGAUUGGACUCAAAGCAGCUGAAUACAUGGUUUGCCAAUUAUCGACGUAGGCGACCUGCGAAGAAAGAUGGAAGUGCGGAGCCCACGACUCAGAGUGCGACAUCUCAAACAUCUUUGACAAAGAACGAUGUCAACGCCGACCCUCAUCCCGAGAAGGGCUCUGAGAAAUCUGGCCAUCAAGAUGUCAUUUCUUUGGUGAAGCCUCAGCAGAGGAUGUUCCAGUGCACUUUCUGCACUGACACGUUUGCUACCAAAUUCGAGUGGACAAGACAUGAGACCUCUCUCCAUUUGCCGCUGAAGCGAUUCAUUUGUUGCCCUUUCGCCCCAAUACAGAAGAGCGUAGAUACCGGGACUGAGAUUUGCGCCUACUGCGGUCUGGUCUCGCCUGAUCCGGAACACAUCGCAUCUCACAAUCAUGACUACUGCCAAUCAAGAGAUCCGGACGCUAGGAUAUUCCUACGAAAAGACCAUCUAAGGCAACAUCUCCGGUCCGUCCACGAAUGCGACAUGCUUGCACACAUGGAUCACUGGCUUCUGGAAGCAGUCUGGGUGAAUAGUCGCUGUGGCUUCUGCGGCGACCGCUUCAGCAUUUGGAGCGAGAGAAACGAACAUCUUGCAGGUCACUUCCGAAAUGGAUAUCACAUGGGUAUGUGGAAAGGAUGCAGGGGCUUAGAUGGCGCAACAUCUGCUCAGGUUACUUUUUCUAUGCCACCAUUUCUCAUCGGCCUUGAACGGACCCGGCCAUUCCCAUUUAGUGCAUCAAAUCUCAAACGAAAGUCUUGUGUCCCUCCAAAUAGAUCAUGGGAAUUUCUGGUUGCCGGCCUAUAUCAAUUGGUCAAGGAGAAAUCAUCUCAAAGUCGUCCAGUGUCAGACAAGGAACUACAAGACCAAGCACGACUUCUCACCUACGGCUCGUCAAGUGCUGACACAAAUACCGCCGCUGACCAUCCUGAGUGGUUAGACCUUUUCAAGAAGGCCUAUAGUCUGGACGUCCUCGCAUUCUUUACCGAAGAUAUGGCCCAAGCACCUGCGGCUGAAGAUCUCGAAGUCUACCAUGAUCUUGUUGAACUUUUCUCUGGCAUUUGA
Messenger RNA from Aureobasidium pullulans EXF-150, 1677 nucleotides. RefSeq lists its product as uncharacterized. Lineage: Eukaryota; Fungi; Ascomycota; Dothideomycetes; Dothideales; Saccotheciaceae. Gene Ontology annotation, molecular function: DNA binding. The record is from RefSeq and is a predicted model, not a curated record. Gene Ontology annotation, biological process: regulation of DNA-templated transcription. The coding region runs from base 1 to 1677 and encodes 558 amino acids. The transcript is spliced from 5 exons.